ACCCGGAAGAGAUGUCGCGUUAUCUGACCCUGGUCGUCGUUGAAAAGGAAGACUAGUGAACAGAGGCAGGAUUGUUCAGGUCUACGUUCAACACGACAGAAACCACGGUUAGAUUCUACGGGUUUCAGAGCAAGAAGUUGGUCCAAUGAAAGGGAAGACACGGUCGGAAGUUAGAAUAAUUUGAUCCGUAAAGUCUUGUUUAGCGCUAAACGAUCGAACCUCUAAAUGGAAUAACAGCUUGUUUUUUAUGGGGUGGGGGGACAGUACUGCAUUGACAAUUUAUUUGGUAUGUUCUGGUAUUCAUCUAGCGGCUUCGCAUGCCUAUCCCCCCAAAUUAGUCCGUGUGCGACGAAGCUGGCAAUUUAAAGGCUCUCUAUCGGCCGUAAUAGCCACGUCACGUAGCGUGUGAACGAUUGCUCGCUUUUCUCCCAUCACUAAGAUACAUAUUGGCCAUUAUGGCUCCGAUGGGUAUUCGUCUGUCUCCUUUCGGCGUGGCCGUUUUUUGCCUUCUUGCGCUCGGCAUUUUAUACCACCUUUACGCCGGGGUCAUCUCCAGCAGACUGGCUGCUUUCAGCCAGAGGAGGAACAUCGAUCUGAGAGACCUUCUGGCUGUAUCGGUGGAGGCUGCAGUUCUUGGCGGCAAGGAGGUGAAGAAGGUGCGUGAUGAAAACAAUCUGAAGGAGAAAUCAAAGGGAAAGACAAAGGAGGGGGCUGAUGAGCUUCUGACCAUGGGAGACUUGCUUUCGCAUCGCAAAAUGUACAAUCUUGUCAAGAACACCUUCCCAGAGAUCAAGGUGAACAGUGAGGAACAUGACAGCACUGUGGAUAACACUGCAUUGUGGAGUCGGGACAUUCCAGCAGACAUACUGGAGAAGAUCGAAGGACACAAAGAAGUCCCCGCCGAGAGCGUUACUGUGUGGAUCGAUCCUUUGGAUGCCACGCAGGAAUAUACAGAGUCCUUGGUCAAGUACGUGACGACAAUGGUCUGCGUCGCUGUUAAUGGUAAACCAGUCAUCGGUGUUAUACACCAGCCAUUCACCGGUUUCACCGCCUGGGCGCUUGUGAAUCAGGGAUCCAAUAUGACUCCUCGCUCGUCUUAUAGCGUUAGCCCUCCGAAAGUAAUUGUGUCCCGCUCUCACUCGGGGAAGGUUAAAAACUUCGUUCACGACGCUUUUGGAAACGGCACCACAAUUAUCGAAGCGGGAGGAGCAGGGUAUAAGGUCCUGUCGCUCUUGCAGAUGCCUUCGGCGGAUAAAGAGCCCGUAGACCAAGCCGACGUUUACGUCCACGUCACCAUGAUCAAGAAAUGGGACAUCUGCGCUGGUGCGGCCCUACUCUCUGCGCACGGGGGCCACAUGACAACUCUGAAGGGGGAGGAGAUCGACUACAGUGGGACUCCUCUCAACAAAGGAGGCCUGGUGGCCACUGUCGGCGUUGACCAUCAGGCCAUCUUGCAGAAGCUGCCAAAGUGGGACCCCGAGAAACAGUGAUAGCCCCAGCGGACACCGCCGCUCACCUGGAAGCAGUCGUCUACGGAGGAUUCGCUCGACAAACCUGAUAAAGACCUCCUGGGGCGACGAGCCACAAUUGGACAACAGAGCCAACAUGGCCGCCACAGGGAGCCAGACUCCUACGUCAAUACAGUGUACACUUGCAGCUCGAUGAAAUGGUCCGGCGUACCGUUUACGUGCCGACGCUCGGUUCAGUUAGUCUCGGAAGAGCGGCGGCGCCACAUCGUUUGUCCUCCGUGGAUUUGCAUGAUUGUGAAUGUUGCUCUUCCCCGCUGACUCCUCCCCCUUUGACAAGUGGACACACAGGGACAAUAUCUUCAAGGCUUUAUCGUAUUGCAGAAAGACUGUUCGCUUCUCUACGUUGUUUUUAAUCCACCCACUUCGUGCCAUCAAAACCGUUGCUUCCACUGGUGUGAUCUUUUUCCUUGAAUCCUUUCACCCCGAGCCCCCACACUGUUGGGAUCCAAUCAACACUGGAUAUGAGCGCCGCUCCUCACGCCGCCGUUAGUUUGCCUUCUAAAAUGGCGUUUGAUUUUAAAAUGGAAAAAUGUACACGUUUUGUCAUAAUGUGCCAGUGAGUUCAAGGCACACCGCACGGUAGUGGACUUCUUUGCUCACAGCUGGUGGUCUCGACUUGAGCAGAUCCAGCCCUUGAAGAAUGACAAAUUGACAGCAUUUUGGCAUGAAUAUUAAAACCUCUGCUUUAAGA
Molecule: messenger RNA, 2220 nt
Organism: Hippocampus zosterae (dwarf seahorse)
Lineage: Eukaryota; Metazoa; Chordata; Actinopteri; Syngnathiformes; Syngnathidae
Gene: bpnt2
Product: 3'(2'), 5'-bisphosphate nucleotidase 2
Exons: 8
Coding region: 456-1490 (344 amino acids)
Biological process (GO): phosphatidylinositol phosphate biosynthetic process
Cellular component (GO): endomembrane system
Molecular function (GO): 3'-nucleotidase activity
Source: RefSeq, a predicted model, not a curated record